AUGAUUGAUGAGGCGCACGAGCGAAGUCUCUACACAGAUCUACUGCUGGGUGUGUUGAAGAAGUCUGUCCAACACUCUUUAAUCUUUGCCUUUGGCUACUUAGCUAAGAUGACGCGAUUCGCAGAAUUAGGCGCAAGCGCCCGUCGCUUCGGCUGAUAGUGUCGUCGGCUACUUUGGAUGCUAGAUCGUUCUUAGAAUACUUCACUUCCGGGACACAUCCAGACGACGCCACUAUCAUUAGUCUGGAAGGGCGUAUGUUUCCUGUUGAGGUCGCUUACCUUCAAGAGCCCGCUCCAGAUUAUGUGAGGAAGGCGGUUGAAGUUGCAUGGAGUAUUAACCUGCAGGUGCGUAAUCUGGACCUUCUGGUUCUUCGCCACAUUACCCCUAUUACGCAGCACGGCGGUGGUGACAUUUUGAUAUUCCUGACGGGACGUGAAGAAAUAGAUAGAUGCUUGGAGGAACUCACAGAACUUAUUCCUACACUUCCACGAGGAGCUACACAGAUAAUUCCUCUUGCACUGCACGCCGGCUUAAGCACAGAAGAACAGCUCAGGGUUUUUAACGUUGCAGAGCGAGGGACGCGAAAGGUCAUCGCCGCCACAAACAUCGCAGAAGCCAGCGUCACCAUCGAUGGGGUGAAGUUUGUUGUCGACAGUGGGUUUGUAAAGAUACGGACAUACAACCCAACUACUUUCCUUGCCUCCUUGUCGACAGUCCCUGUUUCCCGAGCAUCUGCUAUACAGAGGGCUGGUCGUGCCGGACGGACCUCGCCAGGAAUUUGCUAUCGUUUAUAUCCUGAAUCCGUUUUCGCUUCUCUUCCUACGAGCACGCCGCCUGAAAUUACUCGUACUGACAUGACCACUCCGAUCCUGCAACUAAAAUCCUUAGGUAUAGAUGACCUUAUGAAGUUUGAAUGGGUCUCGGCACCUCCAGCAGAAAGCAUUCUACGUGCGCUUGAAGGGCUCUUUGCUGCAGGAAUGAUUGGCGACGAUGGCCUCCUUACUCCAAUCGGCGAGCGAGUUGCAGAAUGCCCCAUUGAGGUCAAUAUAGCUAGAAUGCUUUUUACUUCAAAGGAUUUCAAUUGCGGUGAAGAAAUUCUUACAAUUGCGGCUAUGAUUUCAAUACAAGAUGCAUUUGUCAUACCUGACGGUGCCCCCGGAGCGAUUGCAGAACUGGAGAGACGAAAAUUCACAGCUGAUGAAGGGGAUCAUUUGACACUUUUAAAUGCAUAUAAUGCCUUCACUAAAUACGGUCGAUCUUCAUCAUGGUGCAAAGCUCAUGCCCUCAACUUCCGUGCCAUGUCGAGAGCGGUGUCGAUUCGGUCCCAGCUGAAAAAAUACAUGACCCGCUUCAACUUGCCUCUCCAGAGCUGCGAAGGUGAUGCUAAACGGCUUCGGCAAUGUUUAGUCAGUGGGUAUUGGCGCAAUGGCGCCCGAUGGGUUGCAGAUGGAACGUACCGAUCGGUGAAGGGAAACAAAACUCUGUAUGUCCACCCGACAUCUGUGCUUUUCACCCGAAAACCGCGGACUGGGUGGAUUGUUUUCCACGAAGUGGAAGAAACCAAGAGGACACAGAUAAGAAUACUCUCAGAGAUCGAACCGGACUGGUUACUCGAUUACGGUCAUAAAUACCAACAUAGGCAUACUGCGGGUUAAUUUGAUGUGGACGGGACUUGGUUCUGGUGGCCAGUCAAUGUUGCCGUCCCACUAUUAACCUGCGGCGAGGAGACUGUUUAGUUUCGCGUGGAAUAUGACAUUGCACCUAUGUUGUGAAGUAGCAUUGGGGGCGUUGCGCUGAUGAAAAUUCGAAAAGCAUGUUGAAAUGGUUUGCCGAGCUUCCCCGAGUUCAUU
Molecule: messenger RNA, 1850 nt
Organism: Suillus clintonianus
Lineage: Eukaryota; Fungi; Basidiomycota; Agaricomycetes; Boletales; Suillaceae
Product: P-loop containing nucleoside triphosphate hydrolase protein
Exons: 12
Coding region: 255-1655 (466 amino acids)
Cellular component (GO): intracellular anatomical structure; catalytic step 2 spliceosome
Molecular function (GO): RNA binding
Source: RefSeq, a predicted model, not a curated record